Medioppia subpectinata is the source of this 289-nucleotide messenger RNA. Lineage: Eukaryota; Metazoa; Arthropoda; Arachnida; Sarcoptiformes; Oppiidae. The record is from the annotation of a GenBank genome assembly.
UAUUUUAACCAUACUUUCGAUGAAUGCAAACGCAUUUAAAAUCCAUAAUUUACCAAAAGAUGACUUUGUUUUAGCAAAAUCUGAGCUCAACUCCGACGACGACUUAUUGAGAAGAUAUUCAAAAGACUUGGGAAAAGUUUCGGACGAUGUCAAGCAUUUCGUCGAGAAGUCAUUACGUGUGGCCAAAGCCUUGUUGAGAGACUGGCUGUUGAAAAAUGACGACGGAAGUGAUGUCAGGGAUGGCAGGAAUGAGAGGGAGGAAAAGGAGCCGUCGACUGGUGAACAAUAA